AUGACGCUGACCGGGUUCGUCUGCACGGUGUUUUGGAUCUACCGGCGCACGCCGAUCAUCAAAGCGUCCGGUCGAGAGUUGUCCUUCUUGCUGCUGGUCGGCGCGUUCGGCUGCUUCUCCAUGACGUUCGCCGUGGUGGCGAAGCCGAGCGUCGAGAGCUGCGCGGUGGUUCGCUUCGGCAUCGGGUUUUGCUACACCGUCUGCUACGCCGCGCUCGCCACCAAGAUCAAUCGAAUUCACAGGAUAUUCAACGGUGCCCCCGGCCGCCACAGUCCGCGCAAACGACGGUUCACCAGUCCAAAGUCUCAGCUGACGAUCGCGUCGAUCCUGGUGCUGGCGGAGGUGCUGUUCGACGGUGGGUGGCUGCUGAAGGAACCACCGGCGAUCGAGCACUCGUACCCGAGCCGAGAGGCGAACGUGCGUGUUUGCCGAGGCUCCGAGGACGGCUCCUACGUGAUCGGUCUUCUCUAUCCGUUCCUGUUGACGGUGGCGUCCACGUUCUACGCGGUCAAGACGAGAAAGUGUCCGGUGGGAUUCAACGAGACCCGUUGCAUCGCGUUCGCCAAUUACGCGACCAUCGUGCUCUGGCUGGCGUUCGUGCCCCUCUAUCUAGCCUCGGCCAGCAGCAACGUCGUCAGGAUCAUCACGCUGGCGCUUUCGCUGUCGCUGAACGGGCUGGUGCAGCUGCUCUGUCUGUUUCUCCCAAAGGUUUACUUGGUGCUGGCGAAGCCGGAGAAGAACACGAGGAAGCUGGUGAUGGCCAGACCCGCGGCAGGAGCAGGCUUCUCUCAGCCGACCACGCCCGUCACGCCUGCUACCCCGAUCGCGCCCAUCACCCCAGAGCCAAUGUCCACGUCGCCCUCUUUCCUCGCCGAUUGUCCAUCCAAAUUGUCCAUCGAUCGUUCUUCUUUCCUUCGAUUCGAUCAAAUUUCU
Heterotrigona itama is the source of this 933-nucleotide messenger RNA. The record is from the annotation of a GenBank genome assembly. Lineage: Eukaryota; Metazoa; Arthropoda; Insecta; Hymenoptera; Apidae.